UAGUCGGCAAGCAUUGAUUUUUGUAACAUUUUUGGCUAGAGUUGCGUGCUUGUGCCGGUGGCAGUAAACACUCCGUCCACCUCCAUACCCAACGCCCACGCCACCCUAUCCAUUACCUUCAUUUAUAGCCCAUCUACAUCAUCAUACUUUCACAUUUCACCUACUCUUCCCUCCCUUUCUCGAUUAUUAGUUUGAUUAUACUCUCUCUUUCGUGAAUUAAAGAAGCCCCCCUGGUGGAUUCCACCGUGCCAUCACUGGGAAAUUGGGCAUGGCGAGCUCUACUCUGUUGAAGUCAGAUGCGAUCAUGGAGCAGAUGAAGCUCCAUAUGUCGACCGAUGCUGGGAAACAGCUUGUUAAGAAAAUUGGACUCGUUUAUCAAAUCAAUAUUGCUCCUAAGAAAAUUGGGUUUAAUGAGAAGUCUUUUGUGGUUGAUUUGAAGAAAGGAGAGGUUAAAGAAGGGACGUAUGAAGACGGGAAGCCAGAUGCAACUUUCUCAUUCACUGAUGACGAUUUUGUUAAGGUUGCUACUGGGAAGAUGAACCCUCAAAUUGCUUUCAUGAGGGGUGCAAUGAAGAUCAAGGGUAGUAUUAGUGCAGCUCAGAAAUUUACUCCGGACAUUUUCCCCAAGCCGUCAAAGAUGUGAGCAGCAGUAAGGGUACUGUGGACUAAAAGGUUACCGAGUUGAGGAUAUUGACCUUUUUCGGUGUUCAGAUUGGUUAUAUUGUAGCUGAAAUUUCCUGCAUAUGAAAACGUAUUCUUAUAAAGGCUCUAUUUUCAUGCAACACAUUCUUAUAAAAUGCUCGCUUACUUCAGGUAUUGGAAGCAUAAA
This is a messenger RNA of Sesamum indicum (sesame), 829 nucleotides long. RefSeq names its product sterol carrier protein 2. The record is from RefSeq and is a predicted model, not a curated record. Lineage: Eukaryota; Viridiplantae; Streptophyta; Magnoliopsida; Lamiales; Pedaliaceae. Gene Ontology annotation, cellular component: cytosol.